AUGGCUCGCGGCAACGACGCGCCAUACCAUGACGGUCGCACGUUCCCCUUUAUCGAGGCGACGUGCGGCAAGUUGACUGACCAGGGCAAAAGCUGCGAUUACAUUGAUAUCCAGUUCGACGUUACCCUGGGUGGUGACUACUGCAACCAAGUUGCCGAGGGCGCUCGUAAUGGUGUCUCUCAGAUCACUGCCUUCCACGAGAAAUGUCCUUGCUCGCACAUUGUGGUCAAUGGUUACUCUGAGGGAGCUCAUGUUGCGGGCGACGUGCUUGGUGGACCGGCAAGCUUCUUGCCAUUUGGUGGAUGCACUUUCGUCUCGACCGGGUUGGAUAACAACUCUGCUGCUGGCAAAGCGGUUGCGGCAGCUCUUCUUUGGGGAGACGUGAUGCAUACCGCCAACCAGCCCUACAACGUGCUAGACGGUGCCGACAAGCAAGCCAACGGACGUAAGCCAGGGGAUCUCGCACGCCUCAACCGCUACGCGCCAGUACUCCGCUCUUACUGCGCUGCUGGCGACCCAGUCUGCGCCGGCGGUAACGUUGUGGUUAAUCACCUGAACUACUUCGAGCUCUACACCGACGACGCGUCUUCCUGGGUUGUUUCUAAGAUCGACAACGUCGCGCCUCUGCCAUCUUGUGCUGCGCCCAGCUCGUCGUCCACCCUCGUUCUCUCCUCUACUGUCGCUAUCUCUUCAGCUACUAGUGCUUCCGUCCCUCAGUCUUCCGCUGUCGCUCCUACCCCAUCUUCCAUGGUCACAGUCUCUGUUACACCUACCAUGGUUGAGUCUUCUGCGACCGAGACGCCUUGCUCGACUUCACCAGCAAUGGUGUCUCCAUUUCCCUCGCCUGUCCCUUACAGCCCCGACUCAUACGUCCUUGAAGUUCAUAUAGAGUAUGCAUACGUAUAG
Molecule: messenger RNA, 906 nt
Organism: Alternaria atra
Lineage: Eukaryota; Fungi; Ascomycota; Dothideomycetes; Pleosporales; Pleosporaceae
Exons: 3
Coding region: 1-906 (301 amino acids)
Molecular function (GO): hydrolase activity
Source: RefSeq, a predicted model, not a curated record